AUGAAUAUCUUACGCAGUGGGGGUAGUAUUCCCCAGAUUCUGCGAUCCUGCCAACCCCAGAGUGUUCUCCGCAUUCGAAGCCCCAUCGCGUCCGUGCCGAGCCGGGGAUUUCAUGCAGCAUCAGCGCUAUUGGGGAUCAAGUCACAAAUAUUGAAGGAUGUCGGCGAAGGUAUCACUGAGGUCCAGAUCAUCCAGUGGUAUGUGGAGGAAGGGGCGCACAUUGAGGAAUGGAAGCCUUUAUGUCAGUAUCAGUCAGACAAGGCUGUCGAUGAUAUCACAUCGCGGUAUGCAGGUGUAAUUAAGAAACUCCAUUUCGAGGCUGAUGAUACCGUUCCUACCGGGCGAGCAUUGAUUGACAUCGAGGUCGAGGAUGGAAAAUACCACGAUGAGAAUCCACCACACGACUCACAACAACCAGCUGCCCCAGCUCCCGAAUCACAGGUAGUUGCAGCAAUUCAAGCUGCUGAGGGCUCUACAGUACCUAACUCAACCUCUCCGUCUUUCGAAGCCAUACCCGAGAUAUCCCAAUCAAAGCAUGCAUCCCUUGCAACCCCUGCUGUGCGGGGGCUACUCAAGACUCACAAACUCGACAUUCUAGACAUCACUGGCACAGGAAAAGAGGGAAGAGUUAUGAAAGAAGACGUCUUAAGAUUUGUUGAGGCCCAAGAUUCGUCUACAUCAUCUUCUUCAAACCCACCACAAUUCUCUUCAACACCGGACACCAAGCAGGCCGAGUCCGAGGUCAGAUUGACCCCAAUGCAGUCAGCCAUGUUCAAGACAAUGACAAAAUCCCUCAACACCCCCCACCUACUAUUUGCCGACGAGCUUACAGUUGGCGACAUCUCUUCCAUCAGAAAGAAGCUCGCCAGCGAUUCUCGGGACCCCAAGAAAAUCACACUUCUCCCUUUCAUCGUGAAGGCCGUCUCACUUGCUCUGAACGAAUUUCCUAUUCUCAACGCCCGAGUAGACGCCAGCAUCCCCGAGAAACCCAAGUUGAUCAUGCGCGCCAAGCACAAUAUCGGUAUUGCCAUGGAUACACCCACAGGUCUCAUCGUACCUAACAUCAAGGAUGUGGCAAGUCGGUCAAUCUUCGACAUUGCGACAGAGAUAGCCCGGCUCAGUGAGCUCGGCAAGGCCGGUAAAUUGACUUCUGCUGAUCUGGGCGGUGGUAGCAUCACCGUUUCGAACAUUGGAAACAUUGGUGGGACGUACGUUGCGCCUGUCAUUGUGCCGACGGAGGUUGCUAUUCUUGGCAUUGGAAGAACAAGGACACUGCCUGUGUUCGAUGAUGCAGGACAGGUCACAAAGGGCGAGCUCGUGAAUUUCAGCUGGAGCGCUGAUCAUCGUGUUAUUGACGGGGCAACCAUGGCACGUAUGGGUAAUCGUGUCAGGGAGCUGAUUGAAUCGCCUCAGCUGAUGCUGCUCAACCUGAGAUGA
Messenger RNA from Penicillium verhagenii, 1437 nucleotides. RefSeq lists its product as uncharacterized. Bases 1 to 1437 code for a protein of 478 amino acids. The record is from RefSeq and is a predicted model, not a curated record. Lineage: Eukaryota; Fungi; Ascomycota; Eurotiomycetes; Eurotiales; Aspergillaceae. Gene Ontology annotation, cellular component: mitochondrion; cytoplasm. Gene Ontology annotation, molecular function: acetyltransferase activity; lipoic acid binding. The transcript has 4 exons.